Molecule: messenger RNA, 1602 nt
Organism: Meloidogyne enterolobii
Lineage: Eukaryota; Metazoa; Nematoda; Chromadorea; Rhabditida; Meloidogynidae
Source: the annotation of a GenBank genome assembly
UUAAUUAAAAUGGUUAAUAUUCCGAUGCUUAAUCGCGAUUCUGAAUGGCUUAAACAAAGAAUUGAUGAAUGGUCUAGUCAACCAGAAAUGCAGAAACGAUUGGUUUUAAUUGUUGUUAGUGUGGCACUUCUUUUAGAUAAUAUGCUUUACAUGGUUAUUGUCCCAAUUAUUCCAAAAUAUUUGAGAGACAUUCACGCUUAUGAGGUAGAAUAUGUUGGUUAUCACAAUGAAACUAGAAGAUUAGCUAAUGGUUCGAUAGUUGUUAGAAUGAUUGGCGGGCAAAUAGAUUAUUUGGAUGAGGAAAUAGAAUUAGGAUGGUUAUUUGCAGCUAAAGCUUUGCUUCAAAUCUUUGUUAAUCCAUUUUCUGGAUUUAUUAUUGACCGUGUUGGAUAUGAAUUGCCAAUGAUUAUAGGCUUAAUAGUAAUGUUUUCAUCAACAGCUAUUUUUGCUUUGGGUAAAAGUUACGGUGUUCUUUUCUUCGCCCGUUCCCUUCAAGGGUUUGGUUCAGCUUUUGCUGAUACUUCUGGUCUAGCAAUGAUUGCUGACAGAUUUACUGAAGAGAGUGAACGUUCUGCAGCAUUGGGUAUUGCCCAGGCAUUUAUUUCUUUCGGAAGUUUGGUUGCCCCUCCUUUCGGUUCUGUACUUUAUUCAAUUGCUGGAAAACCUGUUCCCUUUCUUGUUCUUUCUUUGGUCUGUUUAACUGAUGCUUUUAUGGUAUUUUGGGUUAUACAACCAAAAGCGAGGGUUUCUAAUGCCAGAAAUCCUGAAACUGGUGAAAGACUACAAGGAACGCCUAUGUGGAGGUUAUUUAUGGACCCUUUCAUUGCUGUCUGUUCAGGUGCUUUAAUUAUGGCAAAUAUUUCACUAGCAUUUAUUGAACCUACAAUUACGAAUUGGAUGUAUGAAGUUAUGCCUAAUACUCCAGAUUGGCAAGUUGGAAUGAUAUGGUUUCCAGCGUUUUUUCCAGACGUAUUUGGUGUAUAUUUAACAGUUCGUCUAUUAAAAAAAUAUCCACAAAAGAGUUGGCUAUUUGCAACAAUUGGUCUUUUAAUGGAAGGUUUAAGUUGUUUAGCCGUUCCUUUCAUGUCCAGUGCUUUCCAAUUAAUUAUUCCUCUUUCAACAAUUUGUUUUGGAAUUGCUUUGAUUGAUACAAGUUUAUUACCAAUGUUAGGCUUUCUCGUGGAUACUAGACACGUUUCUGUUUAUGGUUCUGUAUAUGCUAUUGCUGAUAUUUCUUAUAGUUUGGCAUAUGCUUUUGGACCGAUUAUUGCUGGGGGAGUUGUUAAUAUACUUGGAUUUGUUGUUUUAAAUAUUUUUAUUUGUAUUCUAAAUGUUGGUUAUUCUCCAUUAAUUGGAACUUUAAGAAAAGUUCAUGGCUACGAAAAUGUUUCUGGUAAUAAUGUUGUUGGUCAACAACAACCGAAAAUAAUGAAUGGAAAUAUUAUAGAAAAUCAGAAAGAAGAAAUACAACAACAUCCGUUGGACAGGACAGAUUCUCAAUGGAUUGGAAAAGAAGAUUUAAAUGGAUAUCAACAACAAACAACUAAUUUUGGUGGUAAUCCUUCCAAUGAUGGAUUUGACCCUUUAAAUCCUCAAUGGUGA